This is a messenger RNA of Racocetra persica, 131 nucleotides long. Lineage: Eukaryota; Fungi; Glomeromycota; Glomeromycetes; Diversisporales; Gigasporaceae. The record is from the annotation of a GenBank genome assembly.
CUUCUUUUCAAAAUGUCAAAGAAAAAUGGUUCCCAGAGCUUCAUCACCAUUGUUCAGGAAUUCCAUGCCUGAUUGUUGGUACUCAAAUAGAGUUGCGGAGUGAUCCAUUGGUAGUUAAAGGACUAUCAUGA